AAACUGGAUAUCUUUGCUUCAGGGAGAGUCUUAAUUAGCAUAAUAAUCCUUGAAAAACCAGUUUUUAAGCAACUAAGAAUGGAGAGCCUUAAAAAAGGUAUAUCUUCGUUCCAGAAUGAUUUUUGUACGUAAUGUUGUUAGUGUUUUGAUAUGGCUUUACCGUUUAUCUAUCAAGCGCAAACUAUUAUCGCAGAGGGACGAACGUCCCAAAUGGAUGUUGAUACUAUUAGGAACUGGUUACAAACAACAUCGCUUCCACUGCUGCAGGAUGAAUUUAUUGCGAUAUUUUUAAUAUCAAGUGAAAAUAAAGUGGACAAGACGAAACAAAUAAUCGAGGCUUAUUUCAGAAUUAAGAAUGGAUCUCCACACAUUUUUAACAACAUAGAUGUCCACAGUGAACAAAUAAAAAAUAUGCAAAAAGUCUUAGGUUUGUGUCUAGUUCCUAACAGAAUGGACACUAAUUCGGCUGUCGUAUGUGCAAAGUUAAUUGACACAAAUUACCGUAGUUUCGAACUUAUAGCUGCGUUAAAAUUAUCUUUCUCGCACCUACAUUUGAUGCAAAUUGAAAAUCCUCCAAACGAUUUAGUCGUGGUGUUUGAUCUGAAAGGGGUUGGUUUCAUGCACAUGACGUGUCUUAAAAUGGAAGUCGUUGUUACAUAUCUGAAAUAUAUCCAAGAAGCAUUGCCUAUUAAAAUAAGGGCGAUCCAUAUUUUAAACAGCAACUACAUUUUUUCUCGAAUUCUUGAAUUGUUUAAAAUGUUCAUGAAAAGCGAACUGUUAACCCUGUUUCAUACACAUUCUCCAGGAAUGAAACUUGAAAAGUUUCACGAAGAGUGGGUGCCAGCAGCUUGUUUACCCAAAGAAUAUGGUGGCGAGAUAGCCUUUGAAAAAUUGAUGAAUCAAACGAAGAAGGGCAUUAAGGAAAUUCAACCAUUUUUGGACGCAGAAGAACAGCUUAGAAAAUGCAUAUAAGUUUUUUGUUUCGUUGUUUUUAAGUGUCCUAGGGAAAAUUUCUGGUGGUGAUGUUUUUGAAAAACAAUAAUCAAAAAAUAUUUGCAAA
This is a messenger RNA of Zophobas morio, 1060 nucleotides long. RefSeq names its product alpha-tocopherol transfer protein-like. The transcript has 4 exons. Bases 151 to 972 code for a protein of 273 amino acids. The record is from RefSeq and is a predicted model, not a curated record. Lineage: Eukaryota; Metazoa; Arthropoda; Insecta; Coleoptera; Tenebrionidae. Gene Ontology annotation, cellular component: membrane. Gene Ontology annotation, molecular function: phosphatidylinositol bisphosphate binding.